GUGCUGAGUAGAACGAGCAGCAGGCACACUACGAGAUCAAGUGUAGGAGUGUGUGUUUGUUUGUGUGUCUGAGAGAGACAGAUACAGGCAGACUCAUUGGAUAACUACUGUAUUGUGAAGCCAAUAGUAUCCUCUAGUAACACAGACAAAAGAGCAGCGUGUUUUCUCAGAGGAGUUGCAGGAAAAGUCUGAGAGAAGAGAAGGAGUGAGUGUUGGAGGAAGAAAAAAAAAAAAGAGACUAAGACAAGCCCCCCAUCUUCACCAGAGAGCAGGAGGUAAACCGCCGGUAAGCAAAUACUAAUGACCUGAAGGAAAAAAAAAACGCGGAGCCGCGCAUCAGGGGGGCCCGGGCACAUAUACACACACAGCCACACACACAAGCAAGACGAGCCCCCAUCACUGCUCUCCACUCCUACGUGAUCCUCUCUCCCACCACACGCAGACACAAGGGCCGCACUGACACAUCCAAGGGAGUGGAGGAGUGAAGAGGACACUUGCCGCAGGACUUCGUCAAAGUAAAAGUCGUCCUUGGAUUGUUUUUAGUUUUUUCUUUUUACUCUGAAGCCAGAAUCCUACUUUUGUGCUGACUUUUCCAAGUACUCCCCCACCCCACCCCUGCCAGGAGCAAAGAUGAGCUGCAGGAAAAGGUGCAAGCGGGAGAUCUUCAAGUUUGCACAGUACCUGUACAGACUCAUCACGGGCACGAACACCGACAGUGUUGAAGAUGAGCUUGAACUGUCUACAGUCCGCCAUCGCCCCGAGGGCUUGGAGCAACUGGAAGCCCAGACAAGUUUCUCACGAAAGGAGCUACAGAUCCUUUACCGCGGCUUCAAGAAUGAAUGCCCAAGUGGAGUCGUCAACGAAGAAACGUUUAAAGACAUCUACGCACAGUUCUUCCCACAAGGAGAUGCUUCAACAUACGCACAUUUCCUGUUCAAUGCAUUUGACACAGACCACAAUGGCUGUGUGAGUUUUGAGGAUUUUGUUAUGGGCCUUUCUAUCCUUCUGCGAGGCACAAUCCAGGAAAAACUCAACUGGGCUUUCAACCUGUAUGAUAUCAAUAAAGAUGGAUAUAUCACUAAAGAGGAAAUGCUAGACAUCAUGAAGGCCAUCUACGACAUGAUGGGGAAAUGCACGUACCCUGUCCUCAGAGAGGAGACGCCUCGUCAGCAUGUAGAAGUAUUCUUUCAGAAGAUGGACAAGAAUAAAGACGGAGUGGUAACCAUCGACGAGUUUAUCGACUGCUGCCAAAACGAUGAAAACAUCAUGCGGUCGAUGCACCUCUUUGAAAAUGUUCUCUAACUUUUGGCUGGCUGCGGAGGCUUUGGACGAGGACAUCAUCUUUAGCUUGGCCCAAUAACUGACAUGGACUCAUACUGUGUACUGCGUGCUAUGCAGAAUUUUGAUCAUAGAUAAAAUAUUGUUCAUUACUGUGGGCUGCAAGUAGAAGUAGGCAAUAUGGUGCGAACACUCUGGAAUGAGUUGCAUUGUGAAAAUGUUAUUGAAUACAAACCUUUAUAUUAGAUAAAAAAUAAAUAAAAGAGGAAAAAGGUGAAAAUGAAAAAAUCUUAACUUCGAGGUCUCCACCAUUACUCUCUGGAGAGUCUUUCUAUUCUGCAAACUGCAUUAGCCUCCGACAUCACACACACACACACACACACACACGGGGAAAAGAGAUUUGUGUUGAAGGGGUUUUAGAGAGAAUGCUUCUAUCUGUGCAGCAUUGACUUUUAUUUACUGCCAAGUGGAAUCACUGUGACUUUUUACAGCAUAAAAAAACCAGAACAAAAUGCCUGAGGUAACUUCACACCCCCUCUCAGUUUUUACAUUCCAGACUGGCUCUCAAUUCCAGAGUGUUCUUAUCCCGACUUAGUUACCCAUUGUGGUUGGUCUUUUUUUUUUUUUGCUCUUUCAAGCAUUUAGAAACAAAAGAAAACAUACCUUUUUAAAGUGUAUAUACUAUAGAUAAAGCAUUAGAUAAAAACUCUAUGAGAAACUUUUAGACUUUGUUCAAGUUUACUUGCCAACUAGAAUGAGACAACACAAGGAUUGUAUUGAUGUCAAAGCCGGACCAUAAUAUCAAUGGUUUGUCUACAGAAGCACACAGGUAGCUCCGUUUCCCACGAGUAUAGAAGAAGAUGACGCUAUCUUUUAUCAUAAGAUCAAUGCUGCUUUCGGUGGAUGUUCAUUUUACUGUAUGUAUAUUUCCUGUAAAGUAAACCAUCUAUCAAUA
Molecule: messenger RNA, 2233 nt
Organism: Etheostoma spectabile (orangethroat darter)
Lineage: Eukaryota; Metazoa; Chordata; Actinopteri; Perciformes; Percidae
Gene: kcnip4a
Product: potassium voltage-gated channel interacting protein 4a
Exons: 8
Coding region: 631-1302 (223 amino acids)
Biological process (GO): regulation of potassium ion transmembrane transport
Cellular component (GO): voltage-gated potassium channel complex
Molecular function (GO): calcium ion binding; potassium channel regulator activity
Source: RefSeq, a predicted model, not a curated record